CUGUUAAGCUGGUAAGGACCGCCACGCGCGCAUGUACUUGGGAAAUGUUCUGCUGCUAUUGCGAGUUUUUAUUUCUUAUACAAGUUUACUUAAAGAGUAAUUGACGGAUGGUAUGAGUCAUUGAUCAUUCUUGAUUACCCAUUCCAUCUUUAUUCUAAACAAUAUUUUUCUUCUGGAUCAUCCAAUCCAUAUUAUAUUACGCGUUAACUCCCUUUUUUUUUUAUCAGCACAGAUGAGUCGUGGAAUCUUGACUAGUUUGACAACUUAAUAGUUAUGUGCCUAUUUCAUGGAUUCUGCGGUUCUUUGCCAGCAUAUUUCAUUUUUAAGUCCUUUUACAUUAAGUAUGUCCAUAUCAGUAUUUAAAUGACUGCUCUGCGAAGUAAUGGUUAGCUUGGAAUUAGUCUGGAGCUGUCUUCUGGUUCCGUCUUUUGUAUUGACUGCAAGCUCACCAGCACCUUCUUUUCUAAUGAAAACCAACUGAAACACGUGCUCUCUGAUUUCAUUUAUGCACCUUUUUAGAUAAUUUUUAGCUGUAGAAGAUAUUCCAUGGUUCUAUAUUAAGAUUUGGUUCCCUUUUAUGUGAAAAUCCUGGAUUCUUUUGAGACUUGUGACUUGGCCAUGGCUUCUGAAGUGCACUACCUUGAUCAAGAGCAAGGAAAUGGGACCUAUCAUUUCAAAAUCCUGGUCCCUUCUGUUGCUGCAGGAGCCAUCAUCGGAAAGGGGGGAGAGACCAUUGAGCAGUUACAAAGAGAUGCUGGUGCGAAAGUAAAAAUGUCAAAAGCAACAGAUUUUUAUCCAGGUACGACUGAAAGGGUCUGUCUAAUUACAGGCAGUAUUGAAGGUAUACAACGUGUUCAUGAGUUCAUCAUGGAAAAAAUCCAUGAGAAGCCUGAUCCCAAUGCAAAAAUUGCAAUUGAUUUUGAUCAUAGGCAACCUGCAGAGCGAGAAAAACAAGUUAAAAUUCUUGUACCCAACAGCACAGCAGGUAUGAUUAUAGGUAAAGGUGGUAGUUAUAUUCAACAAAUAAAGGAAGAAAGUGGUAGUUAUGUUCAGAUAUCUCAAAAAUCUACCGAGCAUGCACUAGUUGAACGUUGUAUAACUGUUAUUGGAGAAAUUGAUAGUAACAAAAAAGCUUGCAACAUGAUUCUAUCAAAAAUUGUUGCUGAUCCCCAAAGUGGAAGCUGUUUAAAUAUAAGUUAUGCUGAUGUCACAGGUCCUGUAGCCAAUUUCAAUCCCACAGGAUCACCUUUUGCUAAUCCUCGCAGUGUUUCUAGUGGUUCCAUUAGUGACAACAAUACUAAUUUCAGCGUCAAUAGUAGUUUAAAUAGCCUCAGCCCUUCCGUGACCAAUAGUUUUCACAGUCCUCGUCCUAGUGCUACUUUCACUGAAUCUGUGCCAUAUCUUGGAAUGGGAAUUGGUAAUCCUGCCAUUCCUCCUACUAAUGUUAUUCAGGCUAUAGAAAUGAUUAGAAAUUUGCUCAGAAGCAAUGGAUACUCGGAACAGGCUGUGUCAGAGAUAAGCGCUGCCUUGAAUACGUUAGCUAGUUACAGAAUCCUGGCAAUUGGUGGAAUAAAUGGUAUCCCAAUCAUAAGUACCUUAGGUAUGGGAAUCAAUAGCUCACCUGCAGCUGGUAAUACUAUAUCUCAGUGUGCAAUAUCGAAUCAAGGAAUGUAUGCAUCUGAACCAGUGGGAGCUGGAGCUAGUAUGUUUGGUCCUAUUGGAAGUCCUGGUAGUGGAAUGUCUGUGCUCGAAUCUGAUUGUACUUCACCCACUGCUUCUCGUUCGAGCGAUCAUUUUCUGGCUAAAACCGAAGCAGCUAUGUUUGAAUCAUUUCGCCGACCAUCCCCAGAUCUUGCUUCGCCAAGUGCAGCUGCUUUACCAAUGAAUAACAACUCAUUUGGCCUUGAAACAUGCUUGAUGGCAGGAUCGGUCGUUUCCAAGAAGAAUUCCAUGAUUAGUGAUCAGCAAAUUAUAGAUGCUACUAAAAUCCAGAUUGAAGUUGGUGAAAAUCUUGUUGGAGCAAUAUUAGGACCGGGGGGUAAAGAUCUUGUUGAAAUUCAUCGUUUUAGUGGAGCUAAUAUUCAAAUCUCGAAGAAAGGAAUUUUUGCACCUGGAACCCGUAAUCGUAUUGUCACCAUUACAGGCACCCCAGAAGCAGUCAAUACUGCCCAGUAUCUGAUUGAGCGUCAAUUGUCUGAUGAAGAGGCUAAAAGAGCUCAGCAAAAUGCAAUGGAAGCUUUGCGUUAGAAAAAUGAUUUAGCUAGUGCUUUGUUAUUUUGUUUCUCAUUGCCUUUUUGCCUACAGUUAUGUUUCUGUUCUGCAAGCUUGCAAAUAUCUUGACAAAAAGCCUUCAUUGUUAGAAUACAUGCUUAUCAUCAUAGAUAUAAGAAAAUUUCUAAUUUAUCUUAUUGAGUAUCCUUGCAUGUAAGUUCCUAUUUUAAGGAAGAACACACAUUUUGCAUUGUUUCCAUAUUAUUGAUGAUCUAUUAUGUGCAAUUACAGUGCAUCAGAAAUACACUUCAAGAAUUGUUAUUGUAAAGCACUCUAUCUAAUGAAAUCAGCUGAAAUUUCAGUAUCAUAUUACUUUAUUUGAUGCUUUGACUUGGAAUUUUCUUGUUGGAACAUUUCAAAGUGCUUUCACAAAUUUAGUUUUAUUCUAUAUAAUAUUGCUUUGGUGUUUAAAUAUGUGCCUAAAAGUGAAUAUGUUCAAAAACAUUUCAAUUUGGAGCGAGAACUAUCUUCUUUUUUUCUUUUUUUUUUAUUAACAUAUGAAUAUGCAUCUAUACUGUUGUAAUAUUUAUUUCAUUUACACGAUUUACUACCACCUAGAUUUAAAAAAUAUUUUAAAGGAAAAAGAUGAGCAGCUAAACGUUUAAUUGAAAAAAAAUAUAGCUUUGUUUACUGAUUUAUUUAUUAUAUGAAACAAUUAAUUAUGGCUCUGUCUAAUUUUCUAAAAGAGGUUUCUAACUGAUCUUUCAAUUGUAAAAAAUAAUAUUGUGCAUAAAGAAUGUGAUUCUACAAUGCAUAUCUGUUCAUGACUAUAAAAAGUUUUCAUCAACUUUUGUCACAUCAAAUAUCCUGUGGAAUCAAGCUCAUUUUGUUUUUUAUAAAACAAAUUUAUUAUUAUAUCUUGUUAACUGUGAUGAGUUCUUAAUUUUGUUGAACAUUUUUAGUAUAAUUCUUAAAACUUUUUACUUUCAUGUCAGAAUUCUGUGAAAAUCAUUUAUUUAUCCUUAUAUUUUACAAUUACUGCUGGCGGUCAUUGUGCAGUUGUGCAUCCUUUUUAACUUAUAAAACAUUUCAUAAAGGCACAAAAUAUUUUCAUGCUUUUCCCAUGAUUUGGCUCACAUUUGGAAACUGACAAUUUGUUAUUCGAUAUGAUGCAGAGUAGUGUUUCUUAGUAAAAUCAUCAUCUGAUAUCAUUUGAAAACAUAAGUUGUCAACUGUAAAAUCGAAAAGGGUAAAUUCAUUCAGAAAUCUGCAUAAAAUGUAGUCACCCAUUUGGUAACAUCAGAGACAUUACCAUUGUGCCAUUAGAGAAAAAUCAAAAAUGCUCAUUUUAUAAUUUCAAGAAAUAUUUAAUUCAAUUACAUUUUUAAAGCACAUCAAUUUUUGGAGUUGAAAGUUCUCUUAUUUCAUAAAGUUUGAUAUUUAAUACUUAAUUUUUGCAACACUGAUCUAAGAUAGAAUUUAAGUAUCUAGGCUUUACAACCAAUACAAAGUUUAAUUUCAUAAAAUUAUUUCCUAUUAAUGCUUUGUAUUCAGGUAAUGAAAGUGAAUUACCUCACAUUAUUUGCUAUUCGGAAAAAAGUAAAUGGUUUUAGGAAUUUAAUUAAAAAAAUUUAUUUGAUUACUAAGCAAAAGCAACAAACAUUUUCUCCCUCUUUUUUUAAUAGAAUUUUUUUAAAUAUAUUUUCAGUUAAAAUUUCAUACAAUCUAAGCUUUAAUAUUUCUGUGUAUUUCUAAACUUGAUCUUAUAAGAACUGUAUAGUAUAUUGGAAUAAAUCUUACGUUAUUUAUUUGGCAUAACAUUUUACAUACUAAUUUAUUCCAUAGGCUAGAUUUCUUAAAAGUUCCCAUUCUAAACAUAAAAUAUAAAAAAAAAUACUUCAUGUUAAAUAUUUACAACUAACAUCUGUAUGUAAAAAUCUUUUAUUUCCAUCUCUAGAAAUAGUUAAAUGUAUACAUAAUUAGAAAUCACACCAAGUUUUCAGCACCCCUUUAUAAAAUUUUUAGAACUCAAACAUAAAUUCAUUAUGAAUUGUUUUUAUGCUAUUAAUGCAAUUCAAUAUCAUAUAAGCUGUCAAAAAUCAGGCAGGAAUUGAGAUUUAUACUAUUGGUGAUUAACUUUAAAUAGUUAAUCCUUUUCAAAUGACUGAAAUUAUGACAGAUAGCUGAAUUGCUCAGAUUUGCUGAAACAUUAUGCCUUUUUCUUACACUUGCAUUCAAAUUUCAAUUUCACAAAAGUAUAUGUUCUAGUUUUGAAAAGUAACAAAAUUUAUUUUCAUGUAUAUUACUAAUGUGCUCUCCACUGCUAUGCAACCUUGAUUUUUAGUCUCAGUAGAGAUUAUUUCCCUUGAAAAUAUUCCACCAAGGGCUCGAGACGAGACAGUUUAAAAAAAUUGCUUUAAAUGCUAAAAAGCUUUUUUUUUCCCCACUAUGAAAAAUAUUUCUCUUUUUUUUUUUUUUUUUUCAUUGUUAAUGCUUCUAUAUAUAAAAAAGUACAGUAAACUCCAACUAUCUGCCAAAUUGAGUGGCCCAAGUGCUGUGGAUAAUAAAAAUUCAGAUAAAUCGCAAAAAGGAUAAAAUGUGGGGCAAAAUUGUCCGUCCUCAAAAACUUAGUUGUAAUGAUGCAUAAUACUUUCUACAAGCAGUGAAAAUAUAUACAGUACAGUAACAAUGUUUUGUAUUUUUGCACAGCAGUACUUUAUAUCAAUAUAAAAAAAAAGUGUGUACGAUGAAGAAAGCACAUAAAAUCAAUGAAUAAAACAAAAACAACAAAGUUUAAAUUUACAAUAUUUUGACAAAAAAAAAAAAACCUAUUGGUAUUUGCUUUUUGUUGCAAAAAUACAUGUUCCUGAUUGUCGUUUGACUUCCGGAUAACCGGGACUUUACUGGUAAAAGAAGAAAAAAAGUUGAACAAUAUUUCCAAUAUAAUAUGAAACUUGGAUUAAACUAUGUAAUGGGAAUUUUUAAAAAAUGUAGCUAAGUUAUGCCAGUCUAAAAUUUAGCUUUUUUCAAUUUAGUGUUGUGAUAAAAUAUGACAUCGAAAUACUAGAAGAUGUCAUAUGCUAAGACGCUUGAUUUUUGUUCUUCAAAUUAAUAUUAUUAGCAUGAAGCAUUUGUUUACAGAAUGUUAUUAUUUACAUAAGUCGCCAUUUUGUUCUCAUAUUAGCCCUUCAUAUUGUGUUAAAGAAGAGUCAACUCAUAUUGAACAUUAUCAAGUUACAUUAUAAUGAAUUUUACAUUUUUUACGAGCUUAAACAAAUGCGUUUUUACUGCUACAAUUAUUAUAAAGAAUAAGAGCAGAAUUAAUGAGCUAGUGUUUAAAAUUAAAUCUGAAACAAAUAAUUAUAAGUAGUAGAUUGAGGAAUUUUUAGCUUUAUGAAAGUCAUAAGGAAGUUAUUGAAAAUUUCUUAACCAUUCUAAACUUACCAAUUUUCUUCAGCACUUCAAAAAAGUGUUUUGUAACCUUCUAGUACAUUUUUAAUGAAAUAUCUGUAAACUUAUUUAAAACUGCUGAUUUUGUACAAGCGCCUCAAUAAUGAUAAAGAAGUUUUGAUAUUUUUGUUUAAGCAGCCAUUUGAUUUUCAUGCAUCAAAAAAUUAGACAAUUCUGAUUUUAAAAUGUUGUAUUGACAUGGUGCUUUAAUUGAGAGUUUAUUAGUGCUUAAUUUUUCAUAUCAGAAAUGCUAUGCAAUUUUCUAUAUUUUAAUCAUAGUGAUAAUCAGUUUAUUUAUAAAAUUGAAUCUUAAUCUCAGCAAAAUUAUUGUAUGAAGAGAUUAAGGAAUUUAUUGUUCCUACUGUCUCAGUGAAAAUUUAAUAUAAAAGUUUAAAUCGUUAUAUUUUUCAACAAAUAAUUGUAGACUUAAAAAUAUAUUAAGCUUUGAGGUUUGAAAUAUUGUCAUUGUGUUUUGUUGUGUAUGGAAUUAUGUUAUAAAAUAUUAUUUUUGUGAAAAAAGCCUUGAUUUUUUGUCAAAUUGAUAUAAAGCUGUAUGAAGAGACCUAGAAUGAUCAAAAUAUGUAAUAAAAAAUAAAAAUAUUUUUUCUCCCUUUUCAAGAAGCAAAAAAAAAAAAAAAAAAAAAGGUAGUGAACUUGUCUUAAUUUUUUUAUUGAGCAUUUGUUUGAAUAAAGAAUGCUGUUGUUAAUUUAUUGGAAAUUUUUUAAAAGUACUUUGCAUUUUGCUCUUAAAUUAACUCAUCAUCCACUCUCUGACCCCGAAGAUAAAAAAUAAAUGAAUAAAUAAAAUAAAACAAGAAUAAAAAUAAAACUUUAGACUAAUGUGCUUUGUUGAUUUAUUUCCUGUAAUUUUACAUAUCUUUUGAAAACAAUUAAUGAUUUUCUACAGUUUUUUAAGUACAAUUGUAAAAUUUCCUUGGGUAUUUUUGUUAUUUUCACAUAAAUUAAAUCAAGAUGUUUUGUUUAUUUUUGUAAAGUAUUUGAAUUUCUUCAAAAGUUUCCCUUAAUUGAUUUUUGCCCAAUAUUUGAUCUGGUCUCUUCAUGAAAGUCAUUUACAAAUUUUCAAUGCUUAUUUUGGCCCGGAAUUUUAAUGAUUUAAAUUAGAUUAGAAAAACAUUUCGAACUUCGUUUCAAAAUUGAAGCAUAUAUUUUUAUUCCUUUUUAGUUUUGAACUUGUUUUAACAUUUUAUUUUGCAUGCAAUGUUUGUACAAAAUAAUUGUAUAAAAAUGUUGAUUUUACAGAGUUUACAUAGCUACUUCACAAUUCAUUAAUCAGUAUCAAUCAUUGAGAGGUAUUUUAUCUAAGUCAAAUCAUGGUUUUUACCGUAUUAUAAAAAUAUGAGGGAAUCAUUGUUUUUCUAACCAUUUUUAUGUGUGCAUUUCUCCUUUACUAUUUAAUAAUUUCAUUAGUAUGUUUUAUAUUUUUUUUCUCCUGUUAUAAUUUCAUGUAUUCAAUGUUGAGCUGUGAAAUAAAUGAGUUUUUGUUUUCUGAAUGAUGCAGAGAAUGGGGAAUUUUUCAAAUUGAUGAAUUCAAAAGAAAACUAGUCUUUUCUAUCUCCUUAUUAAUUUACCUUUUUUUCUUAGAAAAUGCUUAUAAAUAAUAUAUAGAACUUUGGUUUGCUUAGGACAUUUUGACACAAAUUCGUAUUGAAAAUUGCCCGCAUUUUGAGACUUUGUAGGGUCUUCCUUUGUAAGGGAGGGUAAUAACGGGAGCUUUGUUGAAAACUUUUUAUGUACCAUCAUUUAUAAACAAAAUUGAAGGAAAUUCCUGCAACUUUAUGUAUUUUUUGUGAAAUGUGACGCUAGUAUAAAAGCAAUUUAUUGCACUAUCUCCAUUAAUAUAAAUUAUGUUAAAGUAUUGAACUAUCUAUGACUUUUUGUCUGAAAAUAAAACUGAAUGUUCACAAAUUUAUUGUUUUGUUUGGGAAAUUUUACUUUGUUUAUUCUUAAAUAAGGCAAGAUUUUUUUUUGUUUUUUAGUUUUAAAAUUCAUAUUUCUUUUUAGCAUCUUUUAGGUCUCAGAUGAAAUGAAAUUGUCUAUACCUUAGUCAUAUUUGAUAUUUUGCUUGAAAUAUCAAUAUAAGAACCAUUUUUUAAAUAUUUUAAACAACAUCUUUUCAUAAGCCAUUUAUAAAAACCAGUACUUUACUCUUAUUUCUCAAAAAAAAAAAAAAAAUAUGAGAUUAAUGAACUAUUACCGGGUAUAAGAAGCAACACAAAAAUAUUUUUAAGAGUUUAAUUUUUUGUUUGUUUGUAAACUACUAAAGGUUGUCAAGAAGAUGUAUGGUUUUUCUUUUUUAAUUUGUUUUGCAAAAAACCGUUGCUAUUUAAGCAACUGCUAAAGCACUAAACAUAUUCAAAAUAUAUUUGCCCUAUAGGUAUGACAAAUCAAAGCAUAGAGAAAAAUAGCUAAUUUAUAAGAGUUUGUACAAGUUUUUUUUUUUUUAAAUUAUGUAUGCAUGGACUUAAUUUUAUCAUAUUUAUAUAUUGUUUUAUAUCAUGUUUUGCCUCGAUAAUGUAAGUGUUGGUAAGAUCUCCAUAGUUGUGUUUAAUUUGUGUGUUUGGUGAAUAUGCCUUUGCUGUGAAAAUUUAAAACUCAUUAAAAUCCGGGCCUUAAAUUGUUUUGUUUUGUUAAAAUUAUGAAUAUUUUGUAACCUUUGGUAAAGGAGCUUUUUUGAAUAAAUCAAGGUCUAGU
This is a messenger RNA of Uloborus diversus, 8373 nucleotides long. Its product is annotated as RNA-binding protein Pasilla-like. Gene Ontology annotation, biological process: regulation of alternative mRNA splicing, via spliceosome; mRNA splicing, via spliceosome. The record is from RefSeq and is a predicted model, not a curated record. The transcript is spliced from 4 exons. The coding region runs from base 619 to 2247 and encodes 542 amino acids. Gene Ontology annotation, molecular function: mRNA binding. Lineage: Eukaryota; Metazoa; Arthropoda; Arachnida; Araneae; Uloboridae. Gene Ontology annotation, cellular component: nucleus; cytoplasm.